Rhinichthys klamathensis goyatoka is the source of this 3667-nucleotide messenger RNA. RefSeq names its product NACHT, LRR and PYD domains-containing protein 12-like. Bases 1 to 3636 code for a protein of 1211 amino acids. The transcript is spliced from 13 exons. Lineage: Eukaryota; Metazoa; Chordata; Actinopteri; Cypriniformes; Leuciscidae. The record is from RefSeq and is a predicted model, not a curated record. Gene Ontology annotation, molecular function: protein binding.
AUGAAGCAAGAUGAAGCUGCUGAUGCUCUAGAAGGUGGGCUGUUCCUCAUUCAUCAGCUGAAAUGUGGCCUAAAGAAGAAGUAUCAAUGUGUGUUUGAAGGAAUGGCGAAGCAAGGUGACUCCACACUCCUGAAUAACAUCUACACAGAUCUCUACAUCACUCAGGGUGGCAGUGAACAGGUCAAUACUGAACAUGAGGUGAGACAGAUUGAAGUUGCUUCCAGACGUCAUGAAGCACAAGAGAUACAGGUUGAAUGCACACAUUUGUUUGAAGCGCCUGAACAAGACGAGGAGAUCCGAACUGUACUGACAAAAGGAGUCGCUGGCAUCGGGAAAUCAGUCUCUGUGCAAAAGUUUGUUCUGGACUGGGCUGAAGGAAAAGAAAAUCAAGAUAUCAGCUUCAUAUUUCCUCUUCCAUUCAGAGAGAUGAACUUAAAGGAGAAAGAAAAACUAAGUUUGAUGGACCUUAUAACUCAGUUUUUCCCAGAGACAAAAGGACUGAACCUUACAAGAAGAAAUCAUUUCAAAGUGCUGUUCAUCCUUGAUGGACUGGACGAAUGUCGCCUUCCUCUGAAGUUUGAUUGUAAUGAGACGUGGCGUGAUGUAUCGUCACCAGCCUCUCUGGAUGUUCUCCUAACGAACCUCAUGAAGGGAAAUCUGCUUCCUUCUGCUCUCGUCUGGAUCACCAGCAGACCAGCAGCUGCCAGUAAGAUUCCUCCUGACUGUAUCGACCGGCUGACAGAGAUACGAGGAUUCAGCGACGCACAAAAGCAAGAGUACUUCAAAAAAAGAUUCAAGGAUGAUAUUCAAGCCAACACAAUCAUAGAUCAUGUUAAACAAUCAAAGAGUCUCUUUAUCAUGUGCCACAUCCCAGUCUUCUGCUGGAUUUCAGCCACUGUUCUCCAGAACAUUCUGGAGGAGAAGAGAAAUAAUGAUGUGAAAAACACUCAGGCUGAUGAGAUCUCUAAAACACUGCAGGAAUCAAACACUGAAGACACUCCCAAGACUCUGACACAAAUGUACACACACUUUCUCCGCUUUCAGAUCCAGCAGAGCCGCCGAAAAUAUGAUGGAGAAUACACACCAGAUGUUUCCUGGGAUAAAGACGCCAUCCUUUCACUGGGGAAACUGGCAUUUCAUCAGCUGGAAAGAAACAACCUGAUCUUCUAUGACACAGACCUGGAAGCCUGUGGUCUUGACGUCUAUAAGGCAUCAGUGUACUCAGGCAUGUGUACCCAGAUCUUUAAGGAGGAAACAGGGAUCGUUCUUGGUACCAUGUACUGCUUUGUCCACUUGAGCAUUCAAGAGUUUAUUGCAGCCCUUUAUGCACAUCUGUUUCUAGACAUCAACAAGACAAGUGUGUUUGAUCAUGAGUCUACAGAACAGGAAAACAGAAAUGAAACCAUGAUUGAUUUUCUCAAGACUGCAGUGGACAAGGCGCUGGAGAGUGACAAUGGACACCUGGACCUUUUCCUUCGCUUCCUUCUCGGUCUGUCACUCCCGUCCAAUCGACGACUCUUACGAGGUCUGUUGACACAGCGAGACUGCAAUGACCAGAUCAACAAGGAAAUAGUUCAGUACAUCAAGCAGAAACUAGAAGCUAAUCUUCCUGCAGAGAGAUCCAUCAAUCUGUUCUACUGUCUGAAUGAACUGAACGACCAAACUCUGGUGAACGAGAUUCAGACCCACCUUAGCAAAGGAAGUCUCUCAUCUGGUGACCUUUCACCUGCCCAGUGGUCUGCUUUAGCCUUUGUGUUGUUGACAUCAGAGGAAGAGCUGGAGGAGUUUGAGCUUCAGAAAUUCAAGAAAUCAGACGAGUGUCUCAUUAGAUUAUCGGCAGUCAUUAAAACCUCCAAAACAGCCCUGUUAAAUGAUUGUAACUUAACAGACAAAAGCUGUUCAGCUCUGGCUGCAGUUCUUGGAUCCGAUACCAAUCUGAAGGAGCUGAACAUGAACAAUAAUAAUCUGCAGGAUUCAGGAGUGAAGCUGAUCUGCACUGGACUGAAGAAUAUAAAGUGUAAAUUGGGGAUACUGAGAAUCUCUAACUGCAGUGUAACAGAAGAAGGUUAUAAAGCUCUGGCUUCAGCUCUGAGAUCAAACCCUUCACACCUGAUAGAGCUGGAUCUCACAGGGAAUGAUCCUGGACAAUCAGGAGUAAAGCAGCUCAAUGAUUUACUGCAGGAUCCAGACUGUCAACUGAAGACACUCAGGUUUUUGAGUCCUGCUGCAGAGGAAGCCUGUCAGUAUGUGAAUAGAGUUGUGGGUGAAAACCCGUUUCUCCAGAGAAAGCUGAAUCUGAGUGUACAUAAACUAGGAGACACACAAGUGAAUCAGAUCGCUGCUCUACUGCAGGAUAAACACUGUCGACUGAACACACUGAUUCUGUAUAGAUGCAGUAUUACAGAGAAACAGAGUCUCAUCCUGACUUCAGCUCUGAAAUCAAACCCGUCACACCUGAGAGAGCUGGACCUGAGCGGGAAUAAUCUAGGAAACACAGGAGUGAAGCACUUAUGUGCCGUACUGAAGGAUUCACACUGUAAACUGGAGAGAUUGAGGUUAAGCUGCUGUGAUAUGACAGAUGAAGGUUGUUCUGAUGUGACUUCAGCUCUGAAAUCAAACCCGUCACACCUGAGAGAGCUGGACCUGAGCGUGAAUAAACUAGGAGACUCUGGAGUGAAAAACCUCAGUGAUCUACUGAUGAACCCACAAUUCAAGCUGGAGAAACUACAGUUAAGCUGGUGUGAUAUGACAGAUGAAGGUUGUUCUGAUGUGACUUCAGCUCUGAAAUCAAACCCGUCACACCUGAGAGAGCUGGACCUGAGCGUGAAUAAACUAGGAGACUCUGGAGUGAAAAACCUCAGUGAUCUCCUGAUGAACCCACAAUUCAAGCUGGAGAAACUACAGUUAAGCUGCUGUGAUAUGACAGAUGAAGGUUGUUCUGAUGUGACUUCAGCUCUGAAAUCAAACCCGUCACACCUGAGAGAGCUGGACCUGAGCGUCAAUAAACUAGGAGACUCUGGAGUGAAAAACCUCAGUGAUCUACUGAUGAACCCACAAUUCAAGCUGGAGAAACUACAUCUGAGUGAUUGCAGUAUUACAGAGAAACAGAGUCUCAUCCUGACUUCAGCUCUGAAAUCAAACCCGUCACACCUGAGAGAGCUGAACCUGAGCUGGAAUAAUCUUGGAAACUCAGGAGUGAAGCACUUAUGUGCCGUACUGAAGGAUUCACACUGUAAACUGGAGAGACUGAGGUUAAUCUGCUGUGAUAUGACAGAUGAAGGUUGUUCUGAUGUGACUUCAGCUCUGAAAUCAAACCCGUCACACCUGAGAGAGCUGGACCUGAGCGUCAAUAAACUAGGAGACUCUGGAGUGAAAAACCUCAGUGAUCUACUGAUGAACCCACAAUUCAAGCUGGAGAAACUACAUCUGAGUGAUUGCAGUAUGACAGAGAAACAGAGUCUCAUCCUGACUUCAGCUCUGAAAUCAAACCCGUCACACCUGAGAGAGCUGAACUUGAGCUGGAAUAAACUAGGAGACUCUGGAGUGAAAAACCUCAGUGAUCUACUGAUGAACCCACAAUUCAAGCUGGAGAAACUACAGUUAGUAUCAUUAUACUGUACAGCAAUUACAGUGUGACUGAAGUUUAUUUAUUUGAAGACAGCAGGGC